This is a messenger RNA of Neltuma alba, 1327 nucleotides long. Its product is annotated as post-GPI attachment to proteins factor 3. Gene Ontology annotation, molecular function: hydrolase activity, acting on ester bonds. The record is from RefSeq and is a predicted model, not a curated record. The transcript is spliced from 6 exons. Gene Ontology annotation, cellular component: endoplasmic reticulum membrane. NCBI's taxonomy places the organism in Eukaryota, Viridiplantae, Streptophyta, Magnoliopsida, Fabales, Fabaceae. The coding region runs from base 90 to 1115 and encodes 341 amino acids. Gene Ontology annotation, biological process: GPI anchor biosynthetic process.
UUCCACGGACGACGACGACGAUCUCCGCCAAAAUUCUUGUUCUAUGGUCUGCUUCUCUCACUGAAAUUUGACGAGCGGAAAGGAACCAGAUGCUAGAUCGUUAUUCGAUUGCUUUCUUGCUGAUAUUGUCCUGGCACAUUGUGGGAUUAAAUGCAAGUGCUGGUGAUGCUAAUCCGCUUUAUAGGGAUUGUGUGAAAGAAUGUGAGGAAACAGGAUGUGCAGGGCAAAGAUGCUUUGCAAACUGUAAAUUUUCUGGAGAUGACCUCACGCAUGGUCCAUGGUACAAGCAAGAACCACUUUACCUGCAGUGGAAAAAGUGGGAUUGCCAAAGUGAUUGUCGUUACUUUUGUAUGGUUGAUAUAGAGAAAGAAAAAGAAUUAAAUAAUGGUGUUCCGGUCAAAUAUCAUGGUAAAUGGCCCUUCAUGCGUAUCUAUGGGAUGCAGGAACCUGCUUCUGUGGCUUUCUCUGUUCUCAAUCUUGCAGCACAUUUUCAUGGCUGGGUAUCCUUUUUCGUUCUUUUAUACUAUAAAAUGCCUCUAAAAGAAGGGAAGAAGCCAUAUUAUGAAUAUGUUGGCUUGUGGCAUGCUUAUGCGCUGUUAUCAAUGAACUCCUGGUUUUGGAGUGCUGUUUUCCACAGUCGAGACGUUGAUUUGACAGAGAAAUUAGACUACUCAUCUGCAGUGGCUCUCCUGGGAUACUCCCUCAUUUUGGCCAUAUUGCGAAGUUUCAGUGUCAGGGAUGAGGCUACGAGGGUUAUGAUUUCUGCUCCACUAAUUGCUCUCGUGACCACCCACAUAUUGUUCAUCAACUUUUAUAAACUAGACUAUGGAUGGAAUAUGAAAGUUUGUGUAGGGAUGGCUGUGACCCAACUCAUCAUUUGGGCUGUUUGGGGUGGUAUUAGCCGCCAUCCCUCGCGGUGGAAACUAUGGCUGGUUGUUUUUGCAGGUGGCCUUGCAAUGCUGCUAGAGCUAUAUGACUUCCCUCCAUAUAAAGGACUUCUGGAUGCACAUGCUCUUUGGCAUGCAACUACUAUUCCUUUGACGUAUAUCUGGUGGAGUUUCAUUAAGGAUGAUGCUAAAUUUCGAACCUCAAAUAUUGUGAAGAAGGCCAAGUAACAUGUUUUUCCCUUUGGGUGAUCCACUGGGAACCGCAUUUUCUCUGUGCCUGAUUUAUAUAAAUGCGAAUUUUUUUAGCAGGAACUUCAAUAGGGCAAAGGUUAUUUCUUGUUUGACAUUUCUUUCUCCAGCUUAAACGAAUGUAAACUAAACAAAAAUUUGUAGGCCUAAUUCUGUCAUUCCGAUUUGAAGGGUUCCAAUUUUUGUACUCA